Molecule: messenger RNA, 2127 nt
Organism: Xiphias gladius (swordfish)
Lineage: Eukaryota; Metazoa; Chordata; Actinopteri; Istiophoriformes; Xiphiidae
Gene: clptm1
Product: CLPTM1 regulator of GABA type A receptor forward trafficking
Exons: 14
Coding region: 81-1991 (636 amino acids)
Cellular component (GO): endomembrane system; membrane
Source: RefSeq, a predicted model, not a curated record
CAACAAACCUCUCGCGAGACUGCACGCAGUUUCCCAGACAGCAGUGUGGUGUGGCGUGUGCGAGACAGAGACAAGGAAAGAUGGCGACACAGGAGAGUGAAGCGACUAAAUCCACCGUGAGCAACGGCGAGGUUAGCAGUAAUGGAACUGCUGCAGUAACAGAUGGCCAGACUGUACAGACGGCUGGAAAUGCACAGGAUCCGCAACAACAACAGCAGCAGCAGCAGCAACAAGCACCUAAUGCAUGGCAGGUCAUUAAGGGAGUACUCUUCAGAAUCUUCAUAAUCUGGGCAAUCAGUAGCUGGUUCCGUCGAGGGCCGUCCACACCUGACCCCAACACGCCAGCCGGGGCACCCAGGGUGCCCAGCAGGAACCUCUUCCCCAAGGACACCCUGAUGGACCUGUACGUGUACGUGUCCCAGGAGGAGGUGUUCUCUGACUUCAACAACACAGAAGCCAUGUUCUGGUUUCACAGGGACCUUGUCUAUGGAGACUGGAACAUGGGGGAGAAUGGGGACGGCUGCUACCAGCAGUAUAAGGAGUUGGACAUCCCAGAGAAAGUACAGCAUAACGGUUCCCUGUACAUUCACGUCUACUUCACUAAAAGUGGGUUCCACCCGGACCCCAAACGCAAGGGGCAGUACCGCAGACUGGCAACAGUUCACGUAACACGAAUGCUGAAUAAAUUCAAGCGAAGAAAGUUUCUGAAGACCAAGAAUCUGCUAACAGGAGAGACAGAAGCAGAUCCCGAAAUGAUCAAGCGAGCAGAGAGCCACGGUCCAGUGGAGAUUAUAUCUCAUUGGCACCCGAACCUCACCCUCAACAUGGUAGAUGACCACACGGCCUGGGUCAAAGGCUCUGUUCCCCCUCCUCUGGACCAACAUGUUAAGUUUGAUGCAGUAAGUGGUGAUUACUACCCUAUUGUGUACUUCAAUGACUACUGGAACCUUCAGAGGGAUUACUAUCCCAUCAACGAGACCCUGACAAAACUCCCACUGCGCCUCACCUACUGCCCGUUGUCCUUGUGGCGCUGGCAGCUGUACGCUGCCCAGAACGCUCGCUCACCGUGGAAUUUCCUGCCUGAGGACACCUACGAGCAGUCUGAUGAAGACCAAGAUUCUGUCAAGGUGGCCCUUUUGGAAACCAACCCGUACCUGUUGGGACUCACCAUUGUAGUCUCCAUUGUGCACAGCAUCUUCGAGUUUCUUGCCUUCAAGAACGAUAUCCAGUUCUGGAACAGCAGACAGUCUCUAGAAGGUCUGUCUGUGCGCUCCAUCAUAUUUGGAGUUUUUCAGUCUCUGGUGGUGCUGCUGUACAUACUGGACAAUGAAACCAACUUUGUGGUACAGGUCAGCGUGUUCAUCGGCCUUCUUAUUGACCUGUGGAAAAUCACCAAGGUCAUGGAUGUCAGAUUGGACAGAGAGAACAAAAUCGCAGGGGUAUUCCCAAGAUUGGUAUUCACAGACAAGUCAACAUAUGUGGAGUCUUCAACCAAAAUCUAUGACGAUAUGGCCUUCAAGUACUUGUCGUGGCUGCUCUACCCUCUGUUUGGCUGCUAUGCGGUCUACAGUUUAUUGUACGUAGAGCACAAAGGCUGGUACUCAUGGGUACUCAGCAUGCUCUAUGGCUUCUUGUUAACCUUUGGUUUCAUUACAAUGACGCCACAGCUAUUCAUCAACUACAAAAUGAAGUCUGUGGCCCACCUCCCAUGGAGGAUGCUCACCUACAAGGCUCUCAAUACCUUUAUUGAUGACCUGUUUGCCUUCGUCAUCAAGAUGCCCAUGAUGUACAGGAUAGGAUGCCUCAGAGAUGAUGUGGUGUUCUUCAUCUACCUUUACCAGCGCUGGAUCUAUCGGGUCGAUCCAAACAGAGUCAACGAGUUCGGCACCAGCGGAGCAGACCACGACCAGAAUAACACAGCAGCGGCAGACGCUGCUCCCUCCGCCGCCGCCAUCACAGACAAACCAGAGGGGGAGAAGAAGAACGAUUAAGCAAGACCAUGCCCUUAUCUGCUUCCCUGACCCGCACCGCUGGGGCAAAGAGGACUUGUGGAAAUUAGGCAGGGAGGGGAGUUGUCGUUUAGCUGUCAUGGACGCCACUAUAAAAAAAAAAGAAAAAAAAAAAAAA